Messenger RNA from Merops nubicus (carmine bee-eater), 816 nucleotides. RefSeq names its product tyrosine-protein phosphatase non-receptor type 2-like. The transcript is spliced from 6 exons. Gene Ontology annotation, molecular function: protein tyrosine phosphatase activity. Gene Ontology annotation, biological process: protein dephosphorylation. Lineage: Eukaryota; Metazoa; Chordata; Aves; Coraciiformes; Meropidae. The annotation marks the transcript as partial. The record is from RefSeq and is a predicted model, not a curated record.
GAAAUUCGACAUAAAUCCAGUGACUACCCUCACAGAGUUGCAAAGUAUCCAGAAAACAGAAAUCGGAACAGAUACAGAGAUGUCAGUCCAUAUGAUCACAGCCGUGUGAAACUGCAGAACACUGAGAAUGACUACAUCAAUGCCAGCCUGGUGGUCAUUGAAGAAGCCCAGAGAUACUAUAUUUUAACACAGGGUCCACUACCUAAUACAUGUUGUCAUUUUUGGCUAAUGGUAUGGCAACAACAAACCAAAGCAGUUGUCAUGCUGAACAGAAUUGUCGAAAAAGACUCGGUGAAGUGUGCACAGUACUGGCCAACGACAGAAGAGGAGGUUAUGACAUUCAGUGAAACAGGUUUCCGUGUGAGGCUGGUAUCCGAAGACGUCAAAUCCUAUUACACUGUACAUCUCCUGCAGUUAGAAAAUAUCAAUAGCGGCGAGUCCAGGAUGAUCUCUCACUUCCACUACACCACGUGGCCAGACUUCGGGGUCCCCGAGUCCCCCGCCUCCUUCCUGAACUUCCUCUUCAAGGUGCGGGAGUCGGGCUGGCUGAGCCCCGAGCACGGCCCCGCCGUGGUGCACUGCAGCGCCGGCAUCGGCCGCUCCGGCACCUUCUCCCUGGUGGACACCUGCCUGGUCCUGAUGGAGAAAAAAGACCCAUUUUCUGUAGAUAUUAAGAAGGUAUUACUGGAUAUGAGAAAAUACCGAAUGGGACUUAUUCAGACUCCUGAUCAACUAAGGUUUUCAUACAUGGCUGUAAUAGAAGGAGCAAAGUAUAUAAUGGGAGAUUCAACUAUACAGGUAAAUGCUCAGAUCUCU